Biomphalaria glabrata is the source of this 2183-nucleotide messenger RNA. Its product is annotated as prolactin-releasing peptide receptor-like. NCBI's taxonomy places the organism in Eukaryota, Metazoa, Mollusca, Gastropoda, Planorbidae. The record is from RefSeq and is a predicted model, not a curated record. Gene Ontology annotation, molecular function: neuropeptide Y receptor activity. Gene Ontology annotation, cellular component: membrane. Bases 874 to 2001 code for a protein of 375 amino acids. The transcript is spliced from 4 exons. Gene Ontology annotation, biological process: G protein-coupled receptor signaling pathway.
UGUUCCUAGUAACUUCACCUACAGCCAAUGAUCCUAGUCAAGUCUAAACUCGGGGCCCGCUGCGUUCUCUCUAGAGAGUUGUAGAUCGCACCCCCGCCAGCCAGUCAGAAGAGACGAGCCAAUGUGAGCAGUCUGGUUCAACUCAGCGGAUUACAGUGACCAGAUCUGACCGUGGUCUGUCUUUAAAUUGUACAAUCAAUAAGCAGUUUGGCAUUGAUACCAGUUAAUUAUCUAUAUUAGAUCUACAAGCUGUGUUUAGACCAUCAAGAGCCAAAUUAAGAGAUGGGGGGAAAAGGAUAAUUUGUGUGUUGUAGAAAAUCUUCUAUUAUAUUGAAAGUAAGUCUUCACUUCUAUAUAAAGUCUACCAGUAGGAGUAAAGCAAGAAACUUUGUUAAAGACCUGCCAGCACUUGAAAUGGAACCACACAAGUCUUUAACAUCUAAAGAAGCUCUGUUUCCGGUAUGGUAAGGGACACUAGCCACUGUUCCAUCUUUCGACACCAGGCCCAGUUGCUAAGCGUGUCAAGGGGCAAUAACUCCACGUUCCCUCGGUGAAAGAAGAGAAGAGAAUAUAUUGCGGUGGAGAGGAAAUGCCCCACUUAGCUUAGUGAUUGUACAGAGGUGGAAGUAGCUCAGCUCACAUCAGGCGUUCACUGCAGGACACCAGUGCUCACUUACUGGGUAAUGGAGAGCUGACAAUCAUCUGUGUAAUGGUUCUCAGGGCCAGGCUUUCGUGACAAGAAAACUUGGCAGACGUGACCGGAGUAGCCAAGAUGAGCUUGACCUUUUGAUGGCCAGCGUAACGGGCAAAUAACUAGAUAAUAACACGUGCUGUAUUGGAUACUAAUGAAAUGACCCACAGGGUCUAGGACUGAUGCUGUCCACUAUGUCCAUCUUGCUGGAACAGGAUGUUUACGACAUGAAUAUCACCCAGGAGGAGCAGAACACUACAGACAACUACGACGCCUGGAAGGACGACUGGACCAUCCUGCGCGAGAACAGAUGGCAGACCAUCCUGGUCAUCGUCCUGUACUCCAUCGUCAUCAUCUUCGGCUUCUUUGCCAACUUGCUGGUGGUGGCGGUCAUCCUGAGAUACAAGCAACUGCACACGGUGACAAACAUCUUCAUCGCCUACCUGUCCAUGGCCGAUGUGGUCCUGUGUGUCUUCAACUUGCCCAUUCAACUGCACUACCAGCUCAGCAACAAGUGGAUGUUCGGCAAACUGCUGUGUUACGUGGCCUUCCCGACCUUCGGGGUACCGCUCUUCUCUUCCUCUCUGUCCAUCCUGAUGAUAGCCAUUGACCGGUACAUCCUGAUUGUGUACCCAUUCAAGAAGAGGAUGACCAACCUACAAGCUAUAGUCAUGGUCAUACUUAUCAUCAUAGUCACUGUGGCUCUAUCAACGCCUUUAGUGGUCUAUGUAGAGUAUGUUGAGAUAUAUCACCCGUACAUGAGAGAACCAAAGACAUUUUGCUUUGAGAGGUGGCCUUCCUAUUCAGACAAACAAGUGUAUUCAGUGUCUAUCUUCCUGCUUCAAUUCGUCAUGCCCAUUGGCCUGACUUCUUUCUUCUACAAACACAUCUGCCAAGUGUUACACAACAGACCGGUCAAGAAGUACGACACACGGCGGAACCAGAGGACUAACCGGAUCCUGAUAGCCGUGGUCUUGACUUUCACCAUAUGUUGGCUCCCUUGGAACUUGUUUGCCUUGACCGCCGAGUUCAGUCACGUGGUGGUCAAAGGACCUUACUUCCCUCUCAUAGACCUGGUGCUGAAGGUGAUCGCCAUGAGCUCCGCCUGCAUCAACCCGUUCCUGUACGGGUGGCUCAAUGACAACUUCAAGAAGGAGCUAGGGAAACUGUUUGGGUAUCAAAUGUGUUGGCGUCAGUCGGGGAGGAGCUCCAUCUCCUACUCUCGUACUACAGACAUCAAUAAUGGAAACACUUGUACACUCAAGUCGGAAUUAGGUUUAAAGCACAAAACUGAAAUGAGUGUCGUAUAACUAGACACAAGUGUCUUGACUCCAACAAGAAUAUGUCGUAUAACUAGACACAAGUGUCUUGACUCCAACAAGAAUAUGUCGUAUAACUAGACACAAGUGUCUUGACUCCAACAAGAUUUUGUCGUAUUACUAGACACAAGUGUCUUGAAUCCAACAAGAUUUUGUCGUAUAACUAGACACAA